AUCCAGUGUACCUUAUUGAGGGUCUAGCUCCCUCCUUGCAGCCCUACAACACGGGAUGACGUCACUAAGCAGUCGUCGCAAAAGAACGUCUGAAUAGUGGCCCGCCAGACUUUCUCCGACCAGCGAUAUCUCAAUCCAUUUCAACUAUCGAUUCGUUCCAUGAGGUAGAUCGAGAUGUUCUCGAAAUUGAAGAACGUCGCCCAUUUGGGCGGCAAUGAACCCCCCUCGAGUAGACAGGAGCAAUCACUGGUGACGGUGUUGCCCACCACUGAGCAACGAACCGACCUGCUUCUCCUUGUCGCACACUCCACAGAAGCGAUGCGACAGCGAAUCUUUGAUACUUUCGAUGCCGACAAGACCGGCGAAGCGUCGUUGUUAAAGCUGAGCGUCGAGCCAUCUACCACGCCUAAUCCCGAGUCGACCCAAUCGAGCGGCAAGGUGGUCGCCAGCAGAGCCAGUGGCGAGGCAGAUGAAAAUGCUCAGGCCAUAUCAAGCAAUUCUGGUGCGACUGACGACAAUAAAGAGGCUAGCUCAGAUGCAGAGAAAGAAGCCAAGCAGCGCGAACGACGUGUCAAGGAUCUUGCCAACCCCGCAAUGAAGGACCUCAAGAAAGCUGCACUGAACCAUUUCGACACCUGGAGAGAUAAAGUCAUAAGUCGCGUUGGGGAAGCCGUCAACCGGCAGGCAGAAGAAGAGAAUUCCAGCCCGAUGGAACAAGAAAUCAAGUCUGACGCACCGACACAAUCAACACAAGAUGUACCUCCACCCGCCACAGAGGAUACAGAGGCUGAUGUCGCCCUGCAUCGGCUGUACGCACCGCAGAAGACCAGUCUGAGCAGCCUUGACAAGCCUCAGCGAGUUCUUGUAUUGCACUCUAUCCUUCUCCUCCUACUUGGUCUCGAAAGUUACCCUGCAGAAUCUCGCAUUCUCAUGUUGCACAUCACAAGUUCCCUCUCAUUGCCAGUAGAGGUGUUAUCCGAAGAUGAAUCCCGGGUUGCGCAAGGCCUCUUGGAAGCAGCGAGGCAGCAAAUGAACGCGGACAAGGAAACCAAAGAGAAAGCCAACGCCAGCGCCAUGUCUCGCAGCUUGAAAGUGGGCCUCGGUGCCGCUGCUGGGGCCGUCCUCAUUGGUGUGACAGGUGGUCUCGCCGCACCUCUACUUGCAGCCGGUGUCGGUAGCGUGAUGGGUGGCCUUGGACUAGGGGCCACUGUCACAGCCGGGUAUUUGGGGGCCCUUGCUGGCAGUGCGCCUUUGGUCGGCGUACUCUUCGGAGCGUACGGUGGCAAAAUGACCGGGGAGAUGGUGGAUGAGUAUGCCAAGGAGGUCAAGGAUUUCGCAUUCAUACCUGUCCAGAAACAGCAUCAUCUCUCAUUUGGCAAGCACAAAGAGGAUGAGAAAACCAGCCGUCGUCACCUCCGCGUUGCUAUCGGAAUAUCGGGGUACCUGACGGAGGAAUCACAGAUUGUCUCCCCGUGGCAGAUUAUCAGCAACGCCAAUGCCGAGGCCUUUGCACUUCGGUGGGAGCUAAAAUGUCUCCUGAACCUAGGACAUGCUUUGACAACAUACGUCAAGUCAUACGCAUGGGGCUACGCCAAGAAAGAAAUUAUAAGCCACACCAUCUUCGCGGCGCUGUCGGCGGCGUUGACACUCCCGUACGGCCUGGCCAAGGCCAGUCGAGUCGUCGACAACCCGUUCAGCGUUGCGAGGUCCCGAAGUGAAAAGGCGGGCCGAGUCUUGGCGGAUGCAUUGAUCAACAAAGUCCAAGGUGAGAGGCCAGUGACACUGAUGGGAUACUCCCUAGGUGCGCGAGUAAUCUUUCACUGCCUCAAGGAGUUAGCCGAAAGGGGUGCGUUUGGCCUUAUCGAGAGCGUCAUUUUGAUUGGAGCAGCGACGCCAUCUGAUAGCCUAGAAUGGCGAGGAAUACGUACGGUAGUAAGUGGGAGGGUGGUGAACGUUUUCUCUUCCAAGGACUACCUCCUCGGCUUUCUGUAUCGAGCCAGCAGCCUCCAGUUCGGAGUCGCCGGCCUCCAACCGAUCAGAGACGUUGAAGGAGUAGAAAACGUCGACGUGAGUGAUCUGGUGGAUGGGCACACUAAAUACAGAUUAUUGAUCGGCAAAGUCGUACAGAGGGUAGGAUGGGAGGACGUUGAUGUGAAGGCUGUAGAGAGGCAGAUGGCUAGUCUUCAGAAAGAAGAGAAAAGGGAAGCAGAGGAGGAAGCAGAGUCAGAAUCAAAAAUCGACUCCAAAGACGCUGAUGACGCCAAGGCAGAGGCCGAAGCCGAAAAAAUGGAAAAUGAGAUCCAGGAAAAGAGCAAAGCCAGUCAGGCGAUCGACUGGAUGGGUAGUAGAAUGUCUGGGCUGCACAUGUCUGACUCGGGUGCCGGCGGAAAGGUUGACAAGGGAAAUCUGACUGAAGAGGAGAAACUGAGACGCGCCGAACAACAAUAAAGUCGACAUGGGUGCACUUUCUUCCAUGCAUGGUUGAGCAUGUGUUGCAGGACAAACGAAGAAUAUGAAAUUACUGUCGGACUCUUCUGAUAAGGUUGGAGCAGCAAUACAGUAGAAAUAAACCAAACCAGAACAAGUGCAAUUAUAUACUACUCGAUCAUUUGCUCGACCUUUGUCUGAUCGAAAGUGCUUAGACGAAACCGCCAUUUUAAGCAGCUAUACCAAACUCCACGUCCUCAAAUGCAU
Messenger RNA from Pseudomassariella vexata, 2694 nucleotides. RefSeq lists its product as uncharacterized. The transcript has a single exon. The record is from RefSeq and is a predicted model, not a curated record. NCBI's taxonomy places the organism in Eukaryota, Fungi, Ascomycota, Sordariomycetes, Amphisphaeriales, Pseudomassariaceae. The coding region runs from base 175 to 2448 and encodes 757 amino acids.